UAUAGAAAGAACCAUAAUGUUUAUCAUGACUUACACCAACUUUACUAUCUUCCAUCCUGGAGUUUUUGUCUUACUCGGCAUCCCUGGGUUGGAGGCUUAUCACAUUUGGUUGUCAAUACCCCUUUGCCUCAUGUAUAUCACUGCACUCCUGGGAAACAGAAUGCUGAUAAUGGUCAUCAUCACAGAACAUAAUCUUCACGAGCCCAUGUAUUUCUUCCUGUCUAUGUUGGCCAUCACUGAUAUCCUGCUAUCAACCACUACUGUACCCAAGGCCCUAGCCAUCUUUUGGCUGCAUGCUCAUGACAUUACCUUUGAUGCCUGUGUCACCCAAGUCUUCUUUGUCCACACAAUGUUUGUGGGGGAGUCGGCCAUCUUGUUAGCCAUGGCCUUUGACCGCUUUGUGGCCAUAUGUGCCCCUCUGAGAUAUACAACGGUGCUAACAUGGCCUGCUGUAGGAAGGAUUGCUGUGGCCAUUGUCAUCCGAAGCUUCUGCAUCAUCUUCCCAGUGAUCUUCUUGCUAAAGCGACUACCCUUCUGUCAAACCAAUAUCAUCCCCCAUUCAUACUGUGAGCAUAUUGGAGUGGCCCGCUUAGCCUGUGCUGACAUUACUGUUAACAUCUGGUAUGGCUUCUCAGUGCCCAUUGUCAUGGUCAUCUUCGAUGUUAUUCUCAUUGCUGUGUCUUACUCACUGAUCCUCCGAGCAGUAUUUCGUUUGCCCUCCCAGGAUGCUCGGCACAAGGCCCUUAGCACUUGUGGGUCUCACCUUUGUGUCAUCCUCAUGUUUUAUGUCCCAUCAUUCUUUACCUUACUGACCCACCGCUUUGGCCAUAACAUUCCGCGACAUGUCCAUAUACUGCUGGCCAAUCUUUAUGUAGUGGUGCCACCAAUGCUCAACCCUAUUGUCUAUGGUGUGAAGACUAAGCAGAUUAGGGCGAGUGUAAUUCACUGGUUCUUUGGCAUCAAGACUUGGUGCUGUGCCUCCCCUUUAGGCUGAUGAGUCCCCAAGAAUUUUCAUGCCCAGCUCCUUCUAGGAAACUAGGUGUGAAAUACACAGACUUCCUGGACUUAGAGUAUUUUUUUUUCUUCCCACUUUUUAAUCCUUUUACUUAACAUACUACUCCUCCCCCAACUUUUCUUUUUUUCUCAUCUAACUCUUCCUUUUUGCCUCCUUCUCCCUUUAACUUCAUACAUUCCUCCCUAUAACCCAAAAAAUGAUCAUUAAGUAUAUGUACCUCUAAUAUGAACAAUUGGUGUCUUCAAUAGACUAGAUAUACUCUAGAAGCACAGGAAACUGAACAUUCAUUACAUUAAGGUAGGUUUUAAACAAAUUAAUAAAAAUAAUUUUGUAUUUAACAUCUGAAAAAUUUCCAAUUUUUUAAAAUCCCGAAAUGUGCAUUGAUUCUUCAUACAGAAGGAAGUAGAUUUCCACCCACUUAUACAAUGGCAGGUGUUUUCAAAAACAGCUGGGCAUACCCUUCAGCCACCUGGAAAAUUUCAUCUCAUUCUUCAAAUCUUAAUUUAAGAAUUGCCUUCCCUAUGAGGUUUUUUCUAAUUAAUUUCUCCAGGCAAGCUCAGGUUCUUAGCUUUGCCUGUCUAGUACAUAUUAUACAAAUCUCUAAAUAUGUACAAUAUAUUCUGAUGGCUUGUUCCUUAUUGUAUCCUUAAUUGACUGUAAACUCCUUGAAAUUGGAAGCAUGUGUGUUGUUCAUAUUUGUAUCCUUA
Messenger RNA from Marmota flaviventris (yellow-bellied marmot), 1722 nucleotides. It is a transcript of the gene Or52b2, whose product is annotated as olfactory receptor family 52 subfamily B member 2. The record is from RefSeq and is a predicted model, not a curated record. Gene Ontology annotation, cellular component: plasma membrane. Gene Ontology annotation, biological process: G protein-coupled receptor signaling pathway. NCBI's taxonomy places the organism in Eukaryota, Metazoa, Chordata, Mammalia, Rodentia, Sciuridae. Gene Ontology annotation, molecular function: G protein-coupled receptor activity; olfactory receptor activity.